CGCUGCAGCAGCGCGCAUCAGUUCCUGCCUGACCUCGCCGUUAAUCUGCCUCCACGCUCGGCGCCUCCCCCCCGUCUCUCCCCGCUGCUUAAUAUUACAGUAGCUCGUUAGGUUGGGGGGGCUUCGGCGUCUGUGCUGGCUGUUUUCGGGCCCUGCCGAGCUGUCGAUCGGCCAACGGAACGAGCGGAUCGAGCCUUCGACUCGCGCAUCGAUCGCGUUUUGGGCGAUUACGCUCGCCACCGCCGCCGCCGCCGCCGCGAGUCCCUCCGUCCUCGGGUCUGAGCAUCCGCGGAGCCGCUGCUGCCCACGCCCGUGAUGUGUCGCGGAGAGGAGUAGAGAAGAAGAGACGGACAUCUGCGUUCAGAAGAGGAAACGACGACGACGACGAUGACGACGGCUUCUCCAAAUGUAGCAAGCAAAGGCUCGGCUGCGAUGGCGAGAGCUUCCCUGCCGGUCAAGCUGCUUCUCUGGGCGUUCAUUGCCGUCAACCUGCCCAUAAGCUCCUUCCAGGUAGACGACGACGACGAGGUGUCCAACAAAACGUGGGUGCUGACUCCAAAAGUGUAUGAGAGCGACGUCACACACAUCCUCAACAGUCUACUAGAUGGAUAUGACAACAAGCUCAGACCUGACAUCGGAGUCAAACCCACUGUGAUCCACACCGACAUGUUUGUCAACAGCAUCGGCCCAGUCAAUGCCAUCAACAUGGAGUACACCAUCGACAUCUUCUUUGCCCAGACCUGGUACGACCGGAGGUUAAAGUUCAACAGCACGAUGAAGGUGCUGCGUCUCAACAGCAACAUGGUGGGAAAAAUCUGGAUCCCGGACACGUUCUUCCGUAACUCCAAGAAGGCUGACGCCCACUGGAUCACCACGCCGAACCGCAUGCUUCGGAUCUGGAACGACGGGAGGAUCCUCUACACGCUGAGGUUGACCAUCGAUGCGGAAUGCCAGCUUAAACUCAACAACUUCCCCAUGGAUGAGCACUCAUGUCCCCUGGAGUUUUCGAGCUAUGGCUACCCCAGGGAGGAGAUCGUGUACAAGUGGAAGAGGAGCUCAGUGGAGGUCGGCGACAUCCGAUCAUGGAGGCUGUACCAGUUUUCCUUCGUGGGCUUGAGGAACACCUCGGAGGUUGUCAGGACUGUCUCAGGGGACUACGUUGUGCUGACCGUCUUCUUUGACCUGAGCAGAAGGAUGGGCUACUUCACCAUUCAGACCUACAUCCCCUGCACUCUGAUCGUUGUCCUCUCGUGGGUCUCUUUCUGGAUCAACAAGGACGCAGUACCUGCCAGGACGUCCCUCGGCAUCACCACCGUGCUGACCAUGACCACGCUGAGCACCAUCGCCAGGAAAUCGCUUCCCAAAGUGUCGUACGUGACCGCCAUGGACCUGUUCGUGUCCGUCUGCUUCAUAUUCGUCUUCGCCGCCUUGAUAGAGUACGGCACGCUGCACUACUUUGUCAGCAACAGGAAGCCCAGCGCCAAAAAGGACAAGAAGAAGAAGAACCCGCUCCUCCGGCUCUUUUCCUCAAAGCAGACGCCCACCGUAGACAUCCGUCCCCGCUCGGCCACGGCAAUCCAGAUGAACAACGCCACGCACAUGCAAGAGCGCGACGAGGAGUACGGCUACGAGUGUCUGGACGGGAAGGACUGCACCAGCUUCUUCUGCUGCUUCGAGGACUGCCGCUCCGGGGCCUGGCGGCACGGGAGGUUGCACAUCCGCAUCGCCAAGAUAGACUCGUACGCACGCAUCUUCUUCCCCACCGCGUUCGGCCUCUUCAACCUGGUCUACUGGGUCUCCUAUCUCUAUCUCUAGACCGCCACGGAAAGACUCCACCCGCUGGUCCACUCUGCUCGUUUCUCCCGACGUCUUCUGUGUUUACCGUAGCAUCGUAUUUAACGGCUUCAGGAGACUUUUGUUGUCGGUCGGAAGCUUCGUUCGCAGCAAAAAGAAAUGACAGCAAGUGAUUUGAUUUUGACACCAUCUGAAGCACUUUACCAGACUUGGCUCAUGUUCGCGCACAAUUCAACGUCUCAUUAAUCCAUGUGUGGUCGAAGGAGAGUUGUUACACUGUAAAUAUUUAACUGUUACAUUUACUGCAUGCUCCCUCCAGGCCAGAAAGCUUAGCGCUUUUAUGGCGUUGUAUCGUUUUUGGGAUCAAACACGACAGUCAUCGACCCAGUUUUCUCUUGUGUGGGAAAGUGCGUACGCUUCCACCUGAGUUGCUGUAGAUUCAGUUGUUUACACUGCCCUUCUUUGAAGCGAUCAUUUAUGAAGGUUGGCCGUCAGCUCAAAUACAGUACAGUGAAUACAAAUAACAAACACGUUCAGAGGUCAAAUAAUUCAGCAUCAUUUAUAAAGCUGUGUUCCCAUAUUAACGUUUUUUGGAGACAUUUGUGAAUGGUUUCAUAAAUGGUUUUGUUUAGGAUUUGGGAAUGUUUUCAUGAAAGGUGGGAAGAAAGGUCCCUUUACGUUGGAAAUUGUACCAUUUCUGAGAAUGUUCCCGUCACUGAUCACAGUCUUUACUUUGCUGUUAGCCACUGUACCCACCAUGGGGAGCAGCCCAUAUCUUUUAUGGCAUUGACAAACUCCAAAACAAACAUGGCGACUGUGGAAGAGGUAUCGAUCAUGUACCUCUUAAACUAAAGAGUUGUACGAGGCAGUGGUUGGUGAAGCUGUUAAAUAUAUGGCAACUGGAAGACGGAGAAUUUCCACCAUUGUUCUGUCUUCUUCGUGUCUCAUUACGUAUCGGGUAGUCACAGCAACACCGCCCCCUAUGGCUUCUGGAGGUACUGCUCCGUUUGGUCCGUACCCGUAGCCCCUGCCAUCUCACUGGCCGCGGUUACACAGGAACCUUUUCCACUAUUUGUAAACAAAAGUUUGUUCUAUAUUUGUUUUGAAUGUAAAAAUAUAUUAAUCCAAAUAAUCAUACAAAAAAAAAAGGAAUUGAAUUGAAGUUACUGUCAACGUCGGAACACUUCACUCCUAAAUGAUGCUUGAAUUGAUCGCACACCUCUUUUGUGUUUUCAAGUCGUUGCUCUCACUCACAACAACAAAUCUCAGCAUGAAUAUCUAGAGCAAUGACAGCUUUAGCCAGUAAGUUAGCUCAUCCGCUAGUGUCGCUGAAUCGCCAAAAUGGCCGACGUGAUCCGCAGAGCACCCUCCAUUGACUCUUCUGUCCGACUUGCUACAGGGUAACAUGAAAUCUCCCGCUGAAUGCGUCCAUCAGUUUGACUCACUCACCCAUUCACCAGAAUCUUGCUGCCAACUGCCACAGAAAACUUUCCGCUCAUGUCGCAAAGUCCAAUACGAUUUGUAAAUGUCCUGUAAAAAUGUUGUGUAAUAUAUAAGCCGCAAAACAAAAAAAUGCUUCACGAGUCAUCGUUCCAAAGGCUGUAAAUUGAGUUGAUGUACAUAAAUAAUCACGAACGGAUCAAAUAUUGUCGAGCCCUCGGGGGUUUUGUAAAAGGGUAUAUAUUAAUAUAUUUUCUAUCUUCUGCAUCAUCAUAUAUAUAUAUAUAUAAAUAUAUAUAUACACAGUAUAUUAACACAUUAUGGUAUUAUGCUGGACUUGUAGACUACUUCAGGGUUAUUUAUUUAUUUGUUUAUAGAUGGUAUUUAUUAAUUUAAUUGGGAAAAAAAUUAUGUUCCUUUAACUUCACCCCUGAAAGAAAAAAAAAAAUCUGAAGCUUAUUUAUCCUGUUGUCUUUAUGUUGUGAUCGAUGUGUUUUCACGACGGGCCCGUCCGACUGUUUUGUACGUUCAACUCGUGACAAAAAGAAAACCUAUCUGUCGUGCAGUUUUUCAAUGUCUUCAGGGGUCGUAAAAAAAAUAAAUAAAUAAAUAAAACUGCACUUAAAGCGGUUCCCAGAAGAGAUGAAGAUUUUUUUUUUUUAACUUCACAUGUUACUUCCCAUUUUUUUUGUGUUUCUUCUGCUCCGAUUGCUUCUUCCAUCUGUGGACUAUGUCAUGGAUCCGUGGAAGCGUCUUCAGCCAGUGUUGCACAGCGGAUAUACAACAUGUGAAAGUGCCAAAAUGACACGCAAAAGAAAUAGGUUUAGAUUAAGCUGUGUAUUUAAAGUAGGGCUGUCGAUCAACUUCCCUACCUAGCCAACUUGUAGCCCCGCCCCUCAAGGACCUGACCAAAAGUGGAUUCUCUGGAAAGUACUUCUGUUUACAGGCCUUAUUGUUAUUUUUUUGUACUCAAUUUAAGAUGUAGAAGUAGCAAUUUUGUCGUCUCAAAUGGUCCCCAUGACGUGUAAUUCAUUCCUUUUCCACUACUUGAGUAAUUCCCCUUGCAAAGCCAAUCCCAGCACCUCGGGGAGAGAGGCAGGGGGCGCCCUUAAUAGAGAACUCCUCUCACACACUCCUUGGAAUGAUUGGGAGUCAUCAAUGAACCUUGUAUGUUUCUGGACUGUGGGAGGAAACCAGAGUGUCUGGUGAAAAACAUGCACACAGUAAGGUUCGCGAUAAGAAUUGGGAAUCGAACCAGCGACCAUCUUGCUGUGGGGAUGCUGGUAACCCUUAUUUUCGAGCAGAUGUUUUGAGCUAAAAACCUCCCUCUGUCUCCGGUUUCUGUUACGAAGUUGUUGACAGCUCUACUUUAAAUCCCGAACCAUCAGUCACCACCAGAGUUCCCCUUGUUCCCGAGACGUUCACCAGUGUUCCAGCAUGUCUUAUGUUUUAGGCGUUACACACACUGUGGUGGUGUUUUUCUUCAGCUCUCCACGACUUGUUUAAAGACUUUUUUCCACUCUACUGUAAAUGCAAGGGCACGGCGGGAGCGUGGCGGCGUGUUCGUUGUGUGCACGGAGCUGGAAUGUUUGCCUGUCCACCUAUUAGGAAUCAUCAUCAUAUCCUCCACUUAGCAUUUUGAUUCCACGCUAUUUUUGAUUUGUGUUUGUUUCGGGACCCACAAACGACUGAACAGCACAUGUAGAUAUUUUCUAUUGUUAUGUAUUUUGUCAGAGUACUGCAAACAAAACAGGCACUGGGCUCAGUGGACAAUAUCAAGAGCAAAAUAAAUUUCAUAUGAUUCUCAUACGACAUAUUUUGUCAUCUGUUUUUUUCUGGUUUUUUUUUUUGAGGGGGGAGGUUAGUGCUUCUAGAGAUGAAGCUUUGUGAAGCCUCACUUUCAGAGGCUACUUGCGACUGCAUUUUUGUUGCUUUUAAUGAAACUUUUUUAGCUUUUCAACCACCGUCUGAGCUCUGAAAAUGAGGCUUCGUGAAGCUUCACAAGCCUGUCACAAUUGCACCCUAUGCUCCAUAGCUUUGACCGUAAUUCCUGGAUUGUAAGCCGCUAUUUUUUUUUUGUUUUUUUUUGGUCUGAACCCUGCAGUUUAUACAGCGAUGUGGCCGAUUUUUACAGGCUGAAGAGCAUCAUGCUGCCAAAAUAUUGAGCUUCGUCACAUCAAAGCAAUGACAUCACAGGCGUUUUAUUCACCUUAAAG
Messenger RNA from Synchiropus splendidus (mandarinfish), 5450 nucleotides. It is a transcript of the gene gabrg2, whose product is annotated as gamma-aminobutyric acid type A receptor subunit gamma2. The coding region runs from base 388 to 1815 and encodes 475 amino acids. Gene Ontology annotation, cellular component: dendrite membrane; GABA-A receptor complex; postsynapse. Gene Ontology annotation, molecular function: benzodiazepine receptor activity; GABA-gated chloride ion channel activity; inhibitory extracellular ligand-gated monoatomic ion channel activity. The record is from RefSeq and is a predicted model, not a curated record. The transcript is spliced from 10 exons. Gene Ontology annotation, biological process: regulation of postsynaptic membrane potential; gamma-aminobutyric acid signaling pathway; monoatomic ion transmembrane transport. Lineage: Eukaryota; Metazoa; Chordata; Actinopteri; Syngnathiformes; Callionymidae.